UCAACCUGUUCUUCGUGACACAAGAUGACGGCGAACUACAAAGCCCUGGGGCCGAACCAUGUGGAUGUGGCCAACCGGCAACGGUCUGCGUUACUGCGCACGGUGCUAGUGCUGGUGAUCGUGGUUUUCGUGCUAUUCUGCCUGCUGGGCUACUUCUAUCGGCCGGAAGCGGAAGAUAGCACUCGGAACCAGGACCACUUGCAGCCCGAGGCAUCCCACGAAGCUCUGCUGAGCCGUCUCAAAACCAUACUGAGCUGUCACACAGGACAAACACAGGUGCCGUGGAUUGAAUCGCACGGUGGCUACUAUCUGCUUCGUAACUUUGUCCAGGCGGAAGAGCACGUUGAGUGCUACGAAACGGUAACGUACACCACCCACGGUGACUAUACGUUCCUGGACAAUCUGAUACCGUUGCUCGAGCGUUGGCAGGCUCCGGUCAGCGUUGCACUCUACGCUCCCGGGGAUGAUCUCGAUCGUACCGUCGACCUGAUCCGUUCCCUGCUCGAAUGCCACGAACGACGUCUGCUGGUUCACCGAUUCGUAAGCUUCCAUCUGUACUUUGACUUCGAGAAUCUACCACCGCACCCGGUCAGUCACUACCGGGAGUUGAUGCAGGUACCGUACGAAUGCCAAAAUGCAACCCUACCGAUAGGCGAGAGCUUCCGGAGAGCGCACAACCUCACCUACCCGGUUAACGUGGGUCGUAAUGUGGCCCGAAGCUUGGCCACGACACACUUCGUGCUGGCGAGUGACAUCGAGCUGUACCCCAGUCCGGACUUUAUCCCGAUGUUUCUGCGCAUGAUAGCGCAUCCGUUCUACCAGUACACCCUGCACGGCACUCCUUCCGUGUACGUGCUGCCGGUGUUUGAGAUCGCUGCCGGCAGUGCGGUGCUCGAUGGGAUGCCAGAGAACAAGGCCCAACUGGUGGAGGCAUUGGGGCGCGGUGAUGCAGUCAAACUCCAUCAGGAAAUCUGCUCCAACUGUCACACGGUGCCCGACUACGAGAAGUGGCUGGGUGUGCUGAAGGACGACUACACGAUGGACAUCCUGACGACGGCGAAACGUGAGUACGAGUUCGGUUACUGGGAGCCGAUCUACGUUGGCACCAACCGUGACCCGGAAUACGACGAGCGGCUGAGCUGGGAGGGGAAGGCGGACAAAAUGACGCAGGGCUACAUCAUGUGCGUCAUGGGCUACGACUUUCACGUGCUCGACAAUGGGUUUCUGGUGCACCGACCGGGAAUCAAAACGCCGGAACAAGCGAACCGGCCACUGCUGCAGGCAAAGCAACGAUCUUUCAUACGCGAGACUAUUCACGGAGAGGUCACCGCACUGUACGGUCUGCGAGUACCAUGCAAAAUCUAGGAGGAACCGAAGACGAACCUGUUUGAAAAUAAGAGUGAGCAACUUCUAGUCAGCGGAAUAGGAAAAGAAAAUGCGCGAUCCGCUUUUUAAGUUUUGUGGUUUAUUCACAUACAUAUACACACAUACACGCAUGCCUAAGCACAGCAAAGCGUUCAGUUUUGGGAGUUUCAGAGUAUUCAGUGUUGUGCCGAGCACCUUAGGCGCAACCCGUCACGUUCUCUACGCCAUCGCACGCGUUGAUCAGUUCGUUGAACGCCUGGUCCGGUCCACAGAAGUUCACCCGUGGUCUGUCGCCCACACACAGGAAGUACUUGUUGCAGUCGUUAGGGGCGCGGAAGAACCGAACCGGUUGCACCAAGUCGGGAGCCUGCGGGGGACACCUGAAGCCAAGAUACGCUUCCGCAUCGCAAUCCUCCACCAGAUCGGGCCAAUCGCACUGAUAUGUGGCCGAGUCGAACGCCAACCCGACGGGACAGUUGAGCACGUAACCGGUACCGCCAGCACAGUUCCUAAACUGGCCACAGUUUGCCUGAUCGCCGACCUUGUAGUAACCGAACUGGUGCGGACAGUCCUCCGUCGGAAUCGGGGGUUGGGUGCGCGAUCGGCUGCCACACUCUACGUCGAUCGGAUACUGGCAGGGAUAGGUAAACAGGGAAGCCUUCUCGUUAAACAGCAGUCCAUCCGGGCAGAGUUGUCGUUUCGGUUCACCAUCCUGUCGAGAGGGCAGAUCCGUGUGAUCAAAAGGAGCAAAGACAACGAUCGAUCUUACGAUUCUUACCACACACUCAAUGUACGCGUCGCA
Anopheles bellator is the source of this 2167-nucleotide messenger RNA. Its product is annotated as beta-1,4-glucuronyltransferase 1-like. The transcript has 3 exons. The record is from RefSeq and is a predicted model, not a curated record. NCBI's taxonomy places the organism in Eukaryota, Metazoa, Arthropoda, Insecta, Diptera, Culicidae. The coding region runs from base 25 to 1365 and encodes 446 amino acids.